AUGAAGGUGCUUGUCAACUGCCAAGACUUGAAGUUUGAGGUGCAAUGUGGUGCUGGCAAGCAGCACAUGCGUUGGCUGGCAUUGGUCGCUGCCACACGCGUGCAGAGGGAGAAAUAUCCGCACGCCUUUAGGGUGCCUCAAAGAGUCCUGAACUCCGAGGGCAUGACGCUCAAGCCUCGCCAAGUGAUCUGCGCCACCUUGGAGGAUUCUGAGGAGGUCUUCAUCGAACUCAGGCAAGGCGCCGCUAUUGCUGAGGAAGAUGUCGACGCACUCGAGUGGUCAGAAGAAGCAUAUGGCCCUCAAGCCAAUCUGAUGGAGUGCAAGUUCAGGUGGAAGGUUGGUGGCCAGCAAGAUUUUCCAAAGUAUGUACGUGGCGAGUACGUCGUCGCACCUCGUUGGCAGGGAGUGUAUCCCCAGAAGGACUACGGUGGCCCCUUCGAGAUACAGAUCAUCCCCGUGGACAUCACACCCGAUGAGGUCGACUGGAUUGCUUCCAAGAAGGCGCCCCCCGGCAGUUGCACUUACAGGUUUGUCAUGAAGAACGACUAUGAGUCCAUUUGCAAGGCUGACCCGGAAACUUUGACUUCGGAUGGCCUUGCGCACUACAUCGAGUUCCAUUGGGAUGUGCCCAUUGCUCCCGAGCCCUAUCCGGAAAUCGACAGCCGGCCUUCCACGGCGUCUUCCAGAGAUGGAGCGCAAGUCGAUCCCAGGUUUGAGCAGGACUGGGAGGCCUUGCGACUCAAGUGGGUGGAGUCGUUCAUGAAGGUGCGUGUGAAGGAUGUGCUGACGGAGUUCUACGCCAUUCUGAUCGACUUGUUCGACUCCUACGCGUUCAUGGGCUUGGACCUUUCGGCAAGCCAGCACACAAUCGGCAUGGAUGACUGGAAGCACUUGGUCAUCAACUGUGGCUUGCUGGAGGGUCAAGCAGAAGGCUCACUAAGCUGGUCACAGGUCUGCGCAUGGUUUGAGGAAGCAGCAGGUAUCCGGGAUGGAAGGCCGUACUUGGCUCAGAGGCUGACCCGCGCCCAUUUUCUGGAGCUGUUGAUGCGGACCGCCUCCUGGACCAUGUGUGAGCAUCCUCGGGAGAAGUACGCUCCGGAGAAGGGGAGGCCACCCAUGCCCUUGGACGAGGGCCUCUUCCGUUUCAUCACGGACAUACUGAUCCCAGUUAUGGACAUCUACGAUGACGACCCGAUUCGAAAAGAUGCAGUUCAGCAUGAGAAUCUAGUGGUGAUUCAGGAGAACCGACGGUCCAUCCGGUCGAUCUAUGCUUUUUUGGCGCAGCCAUGGCCACACUACCAAGGAGAGCGUGUUUUGGUUCCGGCCACUCUCAAGUAUGUCUUGGAGUUUGCUCACGAGAAGCUGUCAGAAGCAGGUGGUGAGGGCGUCCCCCCACCACCGGCAGAGGGUGAGGCUGCCGAAGCCCCGGGUGCUGUGAAGGCUGUCAGCAUUGACCUGGCCGCCGUCUUCGGUGGAGAGGAGAGCCUCGACCUUGAGCAGCUUCAGGUCAUUCUGGAGAGCUUUGAUUCUCAUGUCAGCAAGAUCACAGCUAAUCACCCAGAAGACUUUGACGAGCGGGCACUUCUUUUUUGGGAGUUCUUUGAGGUGGUCAUGGAUUCCUGCCGUGGUUUGGUGGCCGGGCUGGGCACACCUCUGGAUAAGGCCAUUCCCGCAUACGUGCAGACAGUGCUAGCCUUCAUGGGACUGGUCGAUAGAGAGGAAGCAGCCUUGCCUCCACCACCAGUCCAUGGCAUGGAGGUGGCAGAUGAUGAAGCUUUAGCCGACAUAGAAGACGAGUGA
Symbiodinium natans is the source of this 1800-nucleotide messenger RNA. The record is from the annotation of a GenBank genome assembly. NCBI's taxonomy places the organism in Eukaryota, Dinophyceae, Suessiales, Symbiodiniaceae.